AAUCAUCAAAACUGUGGUCAAGACCUUCAAGUAUUUCUUCGGCCUGAGGUUUGAGGUGAAAGGACUGGAGAACUUUGAGGUGGAGGGCCCUGCUGUCGUUGUGUCCAACCACCAGAGCAUCCUUGACAUGAUGGGGCUGAUGGAGGUCCUGCCUGACAACUGUGUCCAGGUGGGCAAGAAAGAGCUGAUGUAUGCCGGCAGUGUUGGGCUCAUCAUCUACCUUGGUGGCGUCAUCUUCAUCAACAGGAAGAGCACCAGCAGCGCCAAGAUGGUGAUGGCGGAGGUGGCCAAGACUAUGGCAACUGAGAACGUGAAGGUAUGGGUGUACCCAGAGGGCACGAGGAACUGCACUGGGGAUUUGCUGCCGUUCAAGAAAGGAGCAUUUCACCUUGCUGUUCUGGCACAGGUCCCAGUGAUCCCUGUGGUGUAUUCCUCCUUCACUACAUUCUAUAACCCAAAGAAGAAUCUGUUUACUUCAGGCAAAAUCAAGGUUGAGGUUCUGCCUCCAAUAGAGACCAAAGGCCUGACAUCAGACGAUGUCUCUGACCUCACUGACAGAUGCUUCCACACCAUGAGGGAGACCCUCUUCAGGCUGUCACGCCAUCCAAGGGAGGUGAAGGACUCGUCCUAGAUGCUUCUCCAGUGGCGUCACUGUGUGGUGGUGGCUGAAGGGACCUGUCUGUUGCCAAAUACCGAAGGAACUUCUCUUCCUCUGCAGUGACUUCUGACUCUGGGAACACCACGGACUGGCACAUGUGGGGUGUCGAGCCAGCACUGAGGUUCCCCGUUGAGUGGAUUUCUCUUAUGGGUUCAUUAUCUUGCGAUGAAACGUCUCCUUUUUCUGAAUUUCUCAGGCAUCAAACUUGUGCUGCCAAAGGGCUCAAUGACCAGAGAGGUGAGUUCCCCCAGCUCAGGCAGCUGGCACGGGGUGACAAUGAAAACCUGGCUGGAGGCUGGGCUCUGCCUC
Molecule: messenger RNA, 967 nt
Organism: Cariama cristata (Red-legged seriema)
Lineage: Eukaryota; Metazoa; Chordata; Aves; Cariamiformes; Cariamidae
Gene: AGPAT2
Product: 1-acylglycerol-3-phosphate O-acyltransferase 2
Exons: 5
Biological process (GO): phosphatidic acid biosynthetic process
Cellular component (GO): endoplasmic reticulum; membrane
Molecular function (GO): 1-acylglycerol-3-phosphate O-acyltransferase activity
Source: RefSeq, a predicted model, not a curated record